CUAAAGUGCUUUUUACAAACAUCAGUUAUUGGUUUCUUGUUGGCAUAUUAUGGACAAAGUGCUGACGGGGCCAAUCGGUUCCAAAUUGGCCUUGAUUAUAGUGAUUAACAACGGAUUCAUCUCUGGUAUGGCUGUGUCUUGGACGGGGGCAUCUUUCGCAAAAGUGAGGAGCGAAGCGGUGAUGACGAUGACGAUGACUCAGGCUGCGAUAGCUGUGGCCAUUUUCUACUUCGGCCAGGCCGUUGCAACGAUGCCGUACGGUUACGGCGAGAAGGCGUUUGGGAAAAGGAGAAUGCUCCAGUUCGGCAUUACUUUCAUCGUUGCCGGGUGGCUCAUAAUUUACUUCUCUGAGAACAGGUACGGUUCAUACGUAGGUCGAUUUAUGCUCGGGGUAUGGCUAAGCACGAGCAUAAUGAGCACGACGCCGUACCUGGCGGAAGUGGCCGUCCCAGCGAGGCGAGGUUUGGUCGUCUCGUUCGUCACGAUUCAAUUCAUGGCCGGUGCCAUACUUGAAUCCGUAAUGGCAAUUUACCUGAGCUACUUCCGGCUCGCUCUGUUGAACAUGAGCGUUGGAACCUUCCACUUCAUCUCUCUUCAGCUUGUCCCUGAAUCGCCAUAUUUUUUGAUAAGAAAGGGCAGGAUCGAUGAUGCGCGAAGAAGAUUUUACUGGUUCCGAGGAACGAAUAGCGACGAGUUCCAAAAGACCGUGGUGACUGUGAAGGAACAGAUGUCAUUAAAUUCUAGGUACAUCGAUAUCUUUAAAUACCCUUUGUCGCGCAGCGCUUUCUCCUUCGCGUUGACUCUCAUUAUGUUUCAGAGGGUCUCAGGAGUACUUCCGGUUUACGCCUACGCAGCUUACAUCUUUCCCGACGCUAUUACCAAAUCGGAGUAUAUGCGCAUUCUCUUCUACUGCAUUUCGCUGAUUUGCGUGUUGAUCUCGGGUAACACUGUGGACCGAAUCGGGAGGAGGAAACUCCUGAUCAUAUCUGCGGCCGGGUCUUGCAUUUUCUGCAUGACCACGACCGUCUGGUUUGUCCUAAGCGAGCUGACUUCGGCCGAUCUUGGCAAAGCCAACUGGGUCCCUUUGGUCAGCAUAACAGGUGAAAUAGCGUCCAACGCCCUCGGAACGCUUUACAUACCUUCCAUUCUCGUCAGUGAAAUGUUUCCUGUCAACAUAAAAGCCAAGGCGAUGAUACUACUCCAACUGAGCCAGCUUUUCCUGAUAAUCCUCAACAUCAAAUUAUACAUGGCAUUCAAGGUAAAUCACAUAUGCUUCGUGAUUUACACCGUUUACACGUCCAUGCUCACCUUUAGCUGUUUUUACUACAUCAAGAUGUACGAUACCAAAGGGAAAACCCUUGAAGAAAUACACGCCCACUUUGAAGCCAAAGGCCGAAGAAGAACGACGAUCAGUAUCGUUGAACCAAUUAAAAACACUUUCGCAUUUGUAAAGAAAAAAGAAAAACGUAAAUCGACUAUUGAAAUUACAACAUAA
Messenger RNA from Cimex lectularius (bed bug), 1495 nucleotides. Its product is annotated as facilitated trehalose transporter Tret1-like. Gene Ontology annotation, molecular function: transmembrane transporter activity. The transcript has 2 exons. NCBI's taxonomy places the organism in Eukaryota, Metazoa, Arthropoda, Insecta, Hemiptera, Cimicidae. Gene Ontology annotation, biological process: transmembrane transport. Gene Ontology annotation, cellular component: membrane. Bases 50 to 1495 code for a protein of 481 amino acids. The record is from RefSeq and is a predicted model, not a curated record.